Guillardia theta CCMP2712 is the source of this 6987-nucleotide messenger RNA. RefSeq lists its product as hypothetical. The annotation marks the transcript as partial. The transcript is spliced from 3 exons. Gene Ontology annotation, biological process: multicellular organism development. The record is from RefSeq and is a predicted model, not a curated record. Lineage: Eukaryota; Cryptophyceae; Pyrenomonadales; Geminigeraceae.
AUGAGCUGCUGUAGAGGAAUAGGAAUCCACUCGGGCAGCGACGAUGAUUAUUCCAUCUUGGAGGCAUUGUGCCAUUCCCUUGACUGCGAGAUGUACGGGGUGAAGGUAUCCGAGCAUGUGUCGCAUUCAGAUCGACAUGAGAAGAUGAUGCUUCAGAGCAUGAUGCUCGACCAUCUGUUCCUGCCAGCUCUCGUCAAGGUCUUGAGCUCGGAGGAGUCGGCAAGCAUGCUGGACUGCAUCGAGAAGGCAAAAGGGAUGCAACGGAAAGACGCGAGCGCGAUGAAGGAGUGGUCGAGGGAGAUGAACCAUUUCCAGAUGUUCUGCUCGUACUGGAGGAAGGAGAACUUUCCUGAAGACCUCAGGAGGAUGAAUCAGUCCUUGGCAAGGUCCAAGAAGAAGCUCUACGACGUGACGACGAGCCUUGAAGGGGAUGAGGAUGCUCGUUGGUCAUGGCGGAGUGUGACCGACGACGACAGGGUUCGUGUGGUCGACGUGUCUCGGGAGGAGGAGGAAGGAGCUCCUGGCAAAGUGCCGCAGGAUCCUGCAGCAGCUUCUGUUCAGAUCAUCCGCGUGAACGAAGGGCCGGAGCUCCACCAUCGUACUGUUGGCAUUCUGAUCCUUUUGAAAGCACCAGGGGCCGUGGAGGCGUUUGACAGCCAGGUAGCAGCUCUGGAGAAGGAGAGAAUCAGGCAGGAGGUGUCGAAGAGGCCCUGCAGGCUCGAGCUCUUGGGGAGUGGAGGGUGUAAAGGAUACAGGUCAGCGAUGGAGGUGAAGGAGGAGGAGUUGGAGGACUUCAGCCUGGGCUCGUUCGAGCAGGCUGUGGUGAACGCGUUUCAGUCGAGCAGCUUCACUCACCCUCGACCUGUCAAGAUCAAGCUGAAGGAGGUGAAUCUGAUCGACGGAGGGGUGCGAGACUGUCCUCCCUACAGCAGAGAGGCAGGGAGCUUCUUCGGAGAUGUCGUGCGCCGGUACAGGGAGCAGUCGGGUAGAGCGAUAGAGCUAGAGACGUCAAGUCAGCUGGUGAUGAAGUUCAGGAUCGAAGCUGGGGCAGCGCAUGCUCCAUGGGACGAUGGAGACGAAGAACUUCAGCGAGCUGUCUCCUCGGACGACGCCAGAAUGGCUCAAGCAGCGCUGCGAGGGAUGGGGAGGGUCUUCCCCGAGCAGCACGCGGUUGCCGUUAGGUUGCUCAAUCGGCUCAAGUUCGUCCUGGCAGAGCAGCAGGGGAGCCUGAAGGACUUCAGCAAGCUUGAAUUUGCGAUCCUCGUGCCCAACGUCUGGUCGCUGAGGCAGCAGACCAUGUCGCAGAUGCGAGCAGCUCUGUUCCCCGACGAACCCAUGUCGUCCCAGCUCCGAAGGAGGGUGAUUCCCCAUCAGGACAGGGCGGUAGAGGAGCUGAGGGAGGCGAUACGUAGGGGGCCCCCAUCGACCCUCUUCGUCAUCAUCGCCGACCAGUCGCACUGGGGGCUGAACAAGGGGGGCCCUGUCGACAUGCUCGUCAACGACGAGCUGCUGCUGCGCCAGCGCAACUUCAUCGUCCUCCUCGUCAGUGCUACCCCCUUCGCUAACCUGACCUGGCACAGCAGGAUCCCCGAGCGGUACGUGAAGUUCGAUGACGACGACCCUCUGCGGUCGAUCGUCUCGGCCAGCAAGCUAAGUGACAUGGGGAGGAAGAAGCGAGGAGGAGCGGGGGGGGAGGAACUCCACGUUGUGCGAUGGAGGAGGAGGAGGCAGUCGGGUCGAUGUGCUUUCUUUGGGCUGGAAGACUUUCUCAGGACGAUGCCAUCAGCCAUCCUCAAGGAGUGUAUCCUGCCUGACGACGGUGAGAACUCGGAGAAGGAAGGAGGACUGCGGCGGCGGGAUCAGCUGAUACGGGGGGAUCCGGAGCUUUCAAAGAUCAUGGAGCAGCACUGCAAGGGACGGGGGAAGAAGAAGGGGGAGGUGAUCUUGAGGGAGCAUGUCUGGCUUGCAGACGUCCUGCUGUCUUUGCUAUACUUUCGCAAACUUCGGUGGGAUGCAAAGGCCCAGGAGCUGCGGAGCCUCGAGCAAGCGUCUAAGUUUUUCCAGCUCGAGAAGCUGAGAGAGAUGAAGCUGGAAAAGGAGUACAGGGACAUGGCAGAGCGAUGCUCGCUGGGGGUGAUGAAGGCAGCAGAGGUCCUCCUGAACGAGAUCAAGGCUGCGAUAUUGCGGCUCUCCACCUCCACCUCCUCCUCCUCCGCUCCCCCUCCUCUCUCUGCCGCCGCUCCUCUCGCCGACGCCUUCUUCGCUAAGUUGACCCACGAGGCUCGAGGAGGCGACGACCGGGUUGUGCAUGCUGAGGAGAGCAGGUUCUUCCAGCUGAACGAGACCGACGCCAUGGUCAAGGACCUCCUCCUCCACAACCGGCUGCCCAACGGGCUCUGCGGACACAUGAAAGUUGUCAGGCUUUUCAGCGUCGAGCAAGCGGACGAGAUCGUCCGCGGCCUGAGGAAGAACCGAGACGAGCUGUUCGGCAAGAAGGCUCCUCCCUUUGCCGUCAUCAGCAACCAUGGCGGCUGCCCUCUCCUCGACGGCAUCGAGCCGUACUUCCGCAAGCAGCCGAUCGUGUACAACAGGGAUCGGCCCCCUCGCUCUCUCAGCUCUCUGCUACGUGCGAGGGAGAGGGAGGAGGAGGCGAGGGGGGAGGAGGGGGGGGAGGGGGAGGGGAUCCAGUGCAGGGACCUCGAGGGGCUACCAGGGAUUCUGUUCCUGACGGAGAGGGGGAGGAUGGGGGAGACUUUUCCUCACUCCUUUGACUGUCUUGACAUGCGAGUGAGAUGGUCGGAAGAUACCACGUCUGUGAUUCAGGAGUUGGGGAGGCUGAGCAGGCAUGCGGGCACGAGGGAAGCACUGCCGUUCAGCUCGGUAGACGAUGCGAUGGCGCUAGCGGAUCAGCGGAAGUGGUUCGAGGAGGGGGGGAGGCCGAUCGCUGUGUACGCGAAGCAGGGGGAGGAGGUGAUGGAGGUGGCGGAGGCAGGAGGAGGGAGGAUGCGGCUGGUGGGGAUGGCCUGGAGUCGGAGGAGCUGGACAAGGAGGAGCAUGCUGAAGGUAGUCGGGUCGGGGAAGGUUUUGAUGCUGAAAGACGAAGGGUCGAGUGAACUGUAUGAGAUGAAGGAUGUCAGACUGGAAGGAGAGGAAGGAGGAGGAGGAGGAGGAGGAGGAGGAGGAGGAGGAGCGAGAGAGGAUACGACGGACUUGGAUCUGACUGGCUGCAUGCUCAUCCACUUCCCCAGCUGCAGUCGAGCUGGCAGCUCGAGCUUCAACUGGCGGGAGAGCAGAUGCCUUGAGAUCGUCGACCAUGACCGCGUGUCCUCUUUGAUCCGGGUCAGGAAUCGCUCGAAGUCCACGGACCCCAGCAGGUUCGGAGCAGGAAGCUGUUACACGAUCGUGCGGGAUGCUGGAAGUCUAGAGUGGCUUACGAGCAGCAGCAACUGCCCGUACGGGGGAGAGCUCAGGGAGCUGGAGCACGCGCUGCCCUGUGCUCUUGUCAGCGAGCGGUUGUACGACGCGAUCGGAGAAGCGGUGGAGGUGGCGGAGGUCAGCAGCCGGGAGGUGUGGAAGUGUAUCAGGCUACAGUCGAGGCUCCACACGCACGUGAGGAGGAGGGAGAAGGGAAAGGACCUCAAGAUCAACUACGACGAAAACGAGCUCCAUGACUACAGGAUGAAGCACCUCGUCGGCACGGCUGCCAUCGAGCACUGCGACUGGUGUGAGGACCCUGACGAGAGGGGGAGGCACAGGCUACGCUUCCUCCUGCAUGCCGAGUGUCAGGCCGGCAAGACAGGAGCGUACCUCUGUCUCCUCCACCUCCUCCGCCAGGAGAUCAGCAGCAGCUCCUCGUCUGCCUUCGCCUGCCUGCCGCCACUUGGGAGCUGGCAGGAGAUCGAGGACGAGCGGUGGCAGGAGAGGAGGGCAUGGGAGUUGCCGUACUGGGAGGACCUGGCGAGGCAGCAAGUGGACGAGAGGGAGAUGAAGGAAGGGAGAUACUACAAGCUGAUCAUCUUACAGAGGUUGAGGUUGCUGAUCAAGUGCAGGAUGGAGGAACGCUCUUCCUCCUCUCCCGCCUCUUGGUCGUCCUCGUCCUCGUCCUCGUCCUCGUCCUCGUCCUCGUGGAAGCGGAGCUACGUAAGGAAGCUGCAGCAGGCUGCGACGGCUGACAACUUGGAGGGGGAGUGUGUACAAGGGGAAACCCUCCAGCAGCUCGACAGUUCGCUGCGAGGGUUGGCGGAAUGCCCGAUCAGAGUGGAGGAAAUGGCAGGAGGAGUCAUAAUUAGGGUGUCCGACGCCGCGGGCCUGCGGAGGGUCCUGGAGUGGGACAACAGCAGCGGGUCCUCUCGAGCUGUCGCUGUACUGCUGAGCAGGGGGCUGAAGACUCGCUACGACGAGAAGCUGAUAGAGGUGAGGGAGGACGGAAGUCUCUUCCUGCCUUGUCAGACGAAGCUGUGGGAUGUUCAUGGUAUCACAUGGAAGAUCCAUCCAGAGGAGGAGGAGGAGGAGGAGGAGGAGGGGGAGGAGAGGGCAGGUCGAGUUGCCAAGCAUGAGUAUGCCGGCCGCUGCUCGCGAUCGCUCGACUCUUACCUCAAGGGGGCCAAGGUGAAACUGCUGAGACUUGCAAACGUCAUGCGACGAUUCGAUCUUCGGAAACUCUUCGGCCCCGACAGGCGCGACUGGCCGUCCAUCUCCUUCCCGUUCUUGAACGAGGAGACGACUGGUUACUUCAGGCUGGACUGGGAGGGGAAGGUGGCAGGGGCUGUGGAGCAGGAGGCGGAAGGAUCGAUCCGCCACUGGGUGUUCACCCCGUCCCACGGACGAGACUCUGAGAGUUCAAGGACGACGGGGCAGUUGGCCUAUCUCGACAGGUCGCAGGCGUUCAAGGAAGGAGGGAGGAAGGUACCUGUGCGACAGGUACUGGUAGUGAGGCCGGACGAGGAGGAGGGAGGAGGAGAGUUCAGCGCAUACCUCAACGACGUUGGCGGCGAGUUCAUAGUGGUCUCGAUGCCUCGGCGGAUGACGUUGACCACGGACAUGCGGAGCAUCGGGUUCAGUGAGGAGCAGUUCUCAGCUCAGCUGGACAGGGCAGGAGGGCCGCUGGUGCUGACGCCUGAGACGGGCGGGAUGGGCUACACGAGGAUGUUCAUCCAGAUCUUUGCGCACCUGCUGGGGCUAGAGAGGGUCUGGGUGCUCGACGAUGACGUCAUCGACUGCUACGAAGAGGACCUGGACGCGACGUUCGCGUCUGCCCCCCCCAGGCGCCAGCCCCUCCUUCCCUGCUCGUUCGCCCGCAUCAUGCUCACUACACAGCGAAUGUUCGACGAGCGGAGCAGCAAGGCUCUCUAUGACCCCAGCUGCAACCGACCUGCCUGCCCCUGGACCCGCUCGUUCUUCUCCUCAUCCCUUGAGCUAUCCGGCACGUCGGCAGACUGCCGAGCUGUGCGGGGGCUGAAGGCGAGAGAGGCUGCUCUAGAUCCGCUGGAGGUUGACAGGACGGUGUCAAACGUCGAGGAUUUUCGAGGGGACCUGGACGGAUAUGCAGUGAUCGGGAUCAGAGGAGAUGCGGGGAGGAGGGAAGGGAAGGGAGCUUUCGGUAUCAGCAGCGACAUCUCCUCCUUCUACCUGCUCAACGUCCGGUCGACCGUCCUCAAGGGACUUCUGUUCCCACCCAAGAGGUUCGGGGAGGAGGGAGAGUUCUACCGUCUGUGCGAGGCGAGCGGGCUCGCUGUGCUCCAAGUCAACCGCUUCUUCUUCCACAAGGCAGAGCCGAGCCUCCUGGGCAGACUCCAUGUGGAGCCCUGCUGGACAGGAGGAGGGGAGAGGAGGGUCCGCGUGCUUAUCAACGGGGUUCACGUGUACGACGUGGUCACGUCCCAGGACAAGUCCAGCUGCAGCGACGUCUGGCCCUGCCUGUUGGAGGAGAGCAGGAGGAGGAGGGAGGAGCGUCUGGUGCCGAGGGUGUCGUGCAUGAUAGAGGGGAGUGAGAGAAGGCUCCAGGUCGGAGAGGACGAGGAGCUUGACGACAGCUGGGAGUUUGCUGGGAAGGUCUGCGAUCAGUUUGACAUCAGGGUGUUGCUACCGUUGAAGCCGGAGGUCAAAAUCUCUCUUGACUCGCUCUCCGUCCAUCGGGGCCGGCGAGCCGUCGGGCCUCGGAGAGCCAGUCGGUUCCUUGUGGACUGCGUUGACUACCUGCGAGCGGACGCAGUGCUCUUCUACCCGCCCCGCAACGAGACGGACGAGGAGGAGGAGGAGGAGAGGACCUUGUUCGAGGAGCCGGAGACGGGCUGGAAGGUGUUGGAGGGAGGAACCUUGGACAGGGGAGGAGGAGGCACGUCGAUUUGUAUCUUGUGGGACUACUUCUCCGAGUGUUCAAGGAGGCUGUUUACAGCGCUAAGGAGACUGUCGGGGGAGGCAGGGGGAAACUUGUCCAGGGUUACCUUCCUCCUCCCAGCGGUGAUGUACGCAAGGAACCAGCGCGCGAUCGAGGAUAAGAUUCGUGUGUUGGUGGUGGGGGGGAAGAAGUUCAAAGUUGAGAGGAGAUGGAGCAGCUGCCUGGAGCAUGGCAUGUUCGAUGACAUUGACAAGGAGGAGGACGAGGACGAGGACGAGGACGAGGAGGAGGACGAGGACGAGGACGAGGACGAGGAGGAGGGAGGGAGAGGCGCGAGGAGCGGGUAUAGGAAGGGUCUCCCGAAACUGGAGAGAGUGUCCAAGUCUGUCCAGCAGGAGGAGGAGCAGUCUUUGAUCGUGAUCAGCUGUUCAACUGAUAGCUCGGAGGGCUCGCAUGACGUGAAGAGGGAGCAGGAGGGAAGGAGAGGGGAGAGGAGGGGAGAGGAGAGGAGGGGAAGGGAAGAUGCGAGUAGGGAAGUUGAGAGCAGAGAGCAGGAGAGGAGGAGAAGGAUAGAAGAAGAGGAAGCAAGGAUGCAAGAAGAUUCGGAGGAGGAGAGGAGAGGAGGAGAAGGGCGACUAUCGUCAGCCAAG